This is a messenger RNA of Callithrix jacchus (white-tufted-ear marmoset), 1920 nucleotides long. The record is from RefSeq and is a predicted model, not a curated record. Lineage: Eukaryota; Metazoa; Chordata; Mammalia; Primates; Cebidae.
UCCCACCCGUCCCACUCGGCCCCAGUAUUCCAUUAACGGAUACAGGGAGGAAGGCAUUUCCUGCCUAGUUGUCUCCGCCCCCAGUGCCAUGGAGACCAGCCUGGAAGCUUAGGGGAGUUGCUGUGGCCCAGGGCGCAGUGGGAAGAGAAGGCCAGGAGUCUUGGACUAGCUGCAGGGUUUGAGCUAGGCUGAUGCAGCAGAACCACAGAGGUGGCUGAGCAGGGGCCUGGCCCUGGGACCACCCAGCCAUCCACGCUCACACAUCCACUUCUCUCUCCAGAGCCCCGCUCUGGAGCAGGUCUCAGCUCCAGGUUUUUCCUUAGUUGGGGAAUCGGAAUUUGGGGGAUCAAAGCCCCUCACAUCGCUCUUCCCCACCGCAGCUAUGUUUAUCAAGGUGAUGUUUGGGGGUAAGUGGGGGCCCCUGUCUUGGCAGGCGGGUAAGGGGAUGAGCACACUCAGAGACGAGCUUCCUUCCACCCUUGGGGAGGGUGGAGAGGCAAUGGCGGGAAAGAGGGGUGCAGAUGGCAGGGAUCGGGGAAGCGACUCUGUGAGGAGGCAAAGCGAGCACCUGGAGCGAGUUCCUUGCAGAGAAAACCCGAGCUGAGUUUGCCUGCCCAUUCACGAGGGCUCCCGCCGCACCGUCCUGCAGCAGGUUUUUAAACCGCACAAUCUGUUUGCCAUUCAAUCCGUGAUCCUCAAACUUCAGCGUGCAUCGGACACCUGAAACUCUCGCCAGUUGCAGGUUCCCCGUCCCUCUGGUUGGAGGCGGGUCGGUCCAGUGCAGGAGCAGCGGAGGGAAAGAGGGGAACCUGAGGGUGCGGAGGGCGGGGCCGGGCCGGAUCCCGUGGGGGCGGGGCCCGCGGGGAGGCUGGGCUGGUGCGCACUUCAUGCUUUGCAGGCCCCAAGACACGCAACACUUGGGAGAUGGAUGGAGGGGUCUCUCCAAGGCAGUUUAAGCCACAGAUGUCGGAGCUGUUGUGCCUGGGGCAGUCCUAGCCCCAUAAGCCCAGUUGCAACUCUGGGAAAGGGAGAGAUGGGAGGGAGAGACAGAGGACCCCAGAUUUCCAGGAAAGUCUGGGAUCCCACACACUCACCUCUGCCCCUCCUCCACAGCUGGCAGCUCCGUGCUGGUGAACACCUCCUGUAGGCUGGUGAACCUCACCGCCCACCUGAGGCAGAAAGCAGGAUUGCUCCCAGAUGGACGGCAACCUCGUGAGCCUGGAGGAGGACCUGAAGGAAGCGGCUUCCGGCGCCCUCACCAUAGGCAGCUCACUGCUGAAGGAGCGAGCCACCUUUGUCCUUGUUCGGAUCAUCAGUAAGAGGGAGAGGGCAUGGCCCCCACCCGCUAUGAGUCCCUACUGGAGAACCUGGAUGACCACUACCCAGAGCUGGGAGGUGAGUGUCAGGGCACAGCGCAGGGGGAGGGCACAACUUCUCCCCAGCCCCUACCAGCAGGACUUCUCGGGCCUUCCAGAGGAACUGCGCAGGCUGUCAGGCCUCUCCUCUGUGGGCUAUGACUGGAGGAAGCGCAUGGGCACUCGGCACGGCCACCAUGAGCAAAGCCCUGCUUCAAGGUCCAGAAAGAUGCAAACAGACAGCAACCCAGCAGGACUCCUCUUUCAGAAUCUGGAAAUGCUGAGAAGUUGCAUCAGCAAGAGGGCAAGAAUCAGGUACACUUGGGAUUACCUGCUAAUGCCUCUCCACACCACUCUGGACUGUCCAAGGCAUCUGUCCUGUGCUACCUACGGUGCAGAUGGCAACAGGGCUCCUCCUCCCCAUCCCUGAUUAAGGUGACGGACUGCACACUGUAGUGAGAUAUCCAUCCUGACCCCACCUCAUCAGCCAAGGAGCUCUCCGAAGACCGGCCAUUGAGAGAGGCACACAGCAAGAUGUGGUCUAAAAUAAAUCCUUUUAAUUGCA